CGGCGCGAGUGGGAGGAGGCGCGGGAGCGGCCGGCCGCGGAGGGCAGGGGAGGGCAGCGGAGAGUAGAUUCCGGCGGGCGGGCGGGGCACGGAGCCCCGCGGCCCUCCCCGGGGGCGGCGCCCACCCGGAACCGGACGCAGCUGAGCCCGGGGGCAGGCUGGGACGCGGAGAGCCGGGCGCCGGUGCCUCCCGGCAAGGGCCGCGGCGGGAAGAUGCCAGUCCGCAGGGGCCACGUCGCGCCCCAGAACACUUACCUGGACACCAUCAUCCGCAAGUUCGAGGGCCAGAGUCGUAAGUUCCUGAUUGCCAAUGCUCAGAUGGAGAACUGCGCCAUCAUUUACUGCAACGAUGGUUUCUGUGAACUCUUCGGCUACUCCCGAGUGGAGGUGAUGCAGCGACCAUGUACCUGCGACUUCCUCACAGGCCCCAACACCCCACGCAGUGCCAUGUCCCGCCUGGCGCAGGCCCUGCUGGGGGCCGAGGAGUGCAAGGUGGACAUCCUCUACUACCGCAAGGAUGCCUCCAGCUUCCGCUGCCUGGUGGAUGUGGUCCCUGUGAAGAAUGAGGAAGGGGCUGUCAUCAUGUUCAUCCUCAACUUUGAAGACCUCGCCCAGCUCCUGGCCAAGAGUGGGAGCCGCAGCCUGUCCCAGUGCCUGCUGUCCCAGAGCUUCCUGGGCUCUGAGGGCUCUCACAGCAGGCCAAGUGCACAGGGGCCUGGCACGGGCAGGGUCAAGUACAAGACCAUCAGCCAGAUCCCGCAGUUCACACUCAACUUUGUGGAGUUUAACCUGGAGAAGCACCGCUCGGGUUCCACCACAGAGAUUGAGAUCAUCGCACCCCACAAAGUGGUGGAGCGGACCCAGAACGUCACCGAGAAGGUCACCCAGGUCCUGUCCCUGAGCGCGGACGUGCUGCCGGAGUAUAAACUACAGGCCCCGCGCAUCCACCGUGGGACCCUCCUGCACUACAGCCCCUUCAAGGCCGUGUGGGACUGGCUCAUCCUGCUGCUGGUCAUCUAUACGGCUGUCUUCACACCCUACUCGGCUGCCUUCUUGCUCAAUGAUCAGGACGAGUCCCGGCGCGGGGACUGCAGCUACACCUGCAGCCCGCUCACCGUCGUGGACCUCAUCGUGGACAUCAUGUUCGUUGUGGACAUUGUCAUCAACUUCCGCACCACCUAUGUCAACACCAACGAUGAGGUGGUCAGCCAUCCCCGCCGCAUCGCCGUCCACUACUUCAAGGGCUGGUUCCUCAUAGACAUGGUGGCUGCCAUCCCCUUUGACCUGCUCAUCUUCCGCACCGGCUCUGAUGAGACCACGACCCUGAUCGGGCUGCUGAAGACUGCCAGGCUGCUGCGGCUGGUGCGUGUGGCCCGGAAGCUGGACCGCUACUCCGAGUACGGAGCGGCCGUGCUCUUCCUGCUGAUGUGCACCUUUGCACUCAUCGCGCACUGGCUGGCCUGCAUCUGGUAUGCCAUUGGCAAUGUGGAGAGGCCCUACCUGGAGCCCAAGAUCGGCUGGCUGGAUAGCCUGGGUGUGCAGCUUGGCAAGCACUACAAUGGCAGCAACCCAGCCUCAGGCCCUUCAGUGCAGGACAAGUAUGUCACCGCGCUCUACUUCACCUUCAGCAGCCUCACCAGCGUGGGCUUCGGCAACGUCUCACCCAACACCAACUCUGAGAAGGUCUUCUCUAUCUGCGUCAUGCUCAUUGGCUCCCUCAUGUACGCCAGCAUCUUUGGCAACGUGUCCGCCAUCAUCCAGCGCCUGUACUCAGGCACCGCGCGCUACCACACCCAGAUGCUGCGUGUCAAGGAGUUCAUCCGCUUCCACCAGAUCCCCAACCCGCUGCGGCAGCGCCUCGAAGAGUACUUCCAGCACGCCUGGUCCUACACCAACGGCAUCGACAUGAACGCGGUGCUGAAGGGCUUCCCCGAGUGCCUGCAGGCCGACAUCUGCCUGCACCUGCACCGUUCGCUGCUGCAGCACUGCCCUGCCUUCCACGGUGCCAGCAAGGGCUGCCUGCGCGCGCUCGCUGUCAAGUUCAAGACCACGCACGCCCCGCCCGGGGACACACUGGUGCACCUUGGCGACGUGCUCUCCACGCUCUACUUCAUCUCCCGUGGCUCCAUCGAGAUCCUGCGCAACGACGUGGUGGUGGCCAUCCUAGGAAAGAAUGACAUCUUUGGGGAGCCCGUUAGCCUCCAUGCCCAGCCUGGCAAGUCGAAUGCGGAUGUGCGGGCCCUGACCUACUGUGACCUGCACAAGAUCCAGCGGGCAGACCUGCUGGAGGUGCUGGACAUGUACCCCGCUUUUGCAGACAGCUUCUGGAGUAAGCUGGAAGUCACCUUCAACCUGCGGGAUGCAGGUGUGGGUCUCAAGGCAUCUCCCCAGCAGGAUCCAGGCAGCCAGAACCACCAGGGCUUCUUCCUCAGUGACAACCAGUCAGCUGCCGCCCCUUCCCAGAGCAUCUCAGGUGCAUCUGGCCUCUGGCCUGAGUUGCUGCAGCAAGUGCCCCCAAGGCCAAGGCAGAGCCCCCCAAACCCUCAGGGAGACCCCGACUACUGGCCUCAGGAGUUAGGCUCCAGGCUAGAGCAGCUCCAGGCUCAAAUGAACAGGCUGGAGUCCCGCAUGUCCUCAGACCUCAGCCGUAUCCUGCAGCUCCUUCAGCAGCCCCUGCCUCAGGGUCACACUGGCUACAUUCUGGAAGCCCCUGCUUCCAAUGACCUGGCCUUGUUUCCUGCAGCCUCAACAACUCAGAGUCCAGGAACUAGGCUGCCCCAGGGCAGUCUGCCUCCUGCACAGACCGCAAGCUGUGGUGACUUGGAUGAAUGUAGGCCGAAGCCUAGGAACUCCUCCUCCGGGUCACCUCACCUGGUCAAGGCAAUGGAUAAAACUCUGACAUUAUCUUCAGAAAUGGAGCAGCCUGAGGGGCUCCUGUCACCCCUGAGCUCCUCUCUGCAUCCCCUGGAGGUACAGGGACUUCUCUGUGGUCCCCACUUUCCCUCCCUCCCUGAACACCUUGGCUCAGUCCCCAAGCAGCUGGUGUUCCAGAGACAUGGCUCGGAUCCUGGAUUUGCAGGGAGUUAGAACCAGUGAAGCCCCAAAUAAAAGAUACCAUGAGGGGAUUGAAGGUGGCUGAGGGGAGAGUUAAGGAUUUGGGGGAGGCGGACAGCUGCCAUAAUGGGCGUCCGAAAACAAUUCUCCUAGAGUAGCUACAAACUGCCAACCCAGGUGGCCCAGAUGGCACAGGUGGAGAGGCUCAGGACUUUUCCCAGCCGCCUCCAGGGCUGUUUAGACAGCAGGCCUGGUACAGGGUGGGUGAACCUCAGGCGUGGAGGUAACUUACAGAGCAGAGGGAGGGGUCAGUGAAAAGAGACGUUUCUGAUCUUGUGUGUGACAACAUUGCUGUGGGCUGGGUGUAGUCACCUCCCGCCUCAGAACUAUACACCGCCUCAUUGCCCAGCACCCAAGGUUGCUCAGACCUCCUGCUGAGAGCCUGGGAACUGGCUGGAGCUGAAAACAUCCUCUAUAGUGGGCACAUCAGAGCACCAAGCUCUGUCAUUCCCCCACUCAUGCCACCCCUGAUGGUUCUGUGAUGACCUUAGGGACCAUAAAGGCAGUGGAGUGUUUUACAGCUAAUAAAGUCUGCACAUUUCAU
Messenger RNA from Manis pentadactyla (Chinese pangolin), 3658 nucleotides. RefSeq names its product potassium voltage-gated channel subfamily H member 6 (gene KCNH6). The record is from RefSeq and is a predicted model, not a curated record. The transcript is spliced from 13 exons. Gene Ontology annotation, biological process: membrane repolarization during action potential; regulation of ventricular cardiac muscle cell membrane repolarization; regulation of heart rate by cardiac conduction. Gene Ontology annotation, cellular component: membrane. Gene Ontology annotation, molecular function: inward rectifier potassium channel activity. NCBI's taxonomy places the organism in Eukaryota, Metazoa, Chordata, Mammalia, Pholidota, Manidae. Bases 214 to 3087 code for a protein of 957 amino acids.